AUGGCAACUACCGCUAUUUCACAAGGCAGGUGUUUGGGGCUACUCAACAAAGUGAUGACGCAGUCGCCACUGGCAGACGCUGUCGUCUUAACGAUCGCGUUGAUCAUCGCCUUCGAUGCUGUAGCUGGCAACUUCGACCACUAUCAGGCACACAUUGCAGGGCUGAGGGCGGUGAUUCGCAUAAGGGGUGGUAUCGAUAUGCUUGGUGUAAUUGCGAGGAACAACGUGAUCGCAGUGGAGAUGUUUCGUGGGUUUUAUGUCGUGCGAUCACAGGGUUCGGUGCCAGUGAUUUUGGAUCGACAGCACUUUCAAGAGCUCUUUGAGGCUCAUCUCCGGGAGAUCGCAAGAGUCUACGGUGUGAGUAUACCGGGACAGCAAAGAAAGCUCUCGAUUAGAUCAGAUGUGUCUGGGGACGGCGACGGCAGAGAUAUGCCACUAACAUCCAGGCUGGAGUGGUCGACACUGACAGACAUCGCAUUUGCGACGGUCAUUGCGAUGAGUGCUGUCAAGGGCGCGUACCGACAUCUGGUGAUAUUCAAUGGGCUGCCAUGUUUCGACACAUAG
Cyphellophora attinorum is the source of this 564-nucleotide messenger RNA. RefSeq lists its product as uncharacterized. The record is from RefSeq and is a predicted model, not a curated record. The transcript has a single exon. The coding region runs from base 1 to 564 and encodes 187 amino acids. NCBI's taxonomy places the organism in Eukaryota, Fungi, Ascomycota, Eurotiomycetes, Chaetothyriales, Cyphellophoraceae.